GACCCUCCUCUCUCUCUCUGUACAUGGAUGGGAGCCCACAGAGACACCCAAAGCUUUUUCUCACAUACUCAAAGCUUUUUCUUUUCUAUUUCUUGCUUUCCUCUCUCUCCCACCCUGUCUUUACAUUUUGAGAGAAAGGAGUUCUCACGAAUUGCUCUCUUUUCUCUCUCUCUCUCUACAGUAGAGAGAGAGCUCUUUUCCCACUCUGCUAAAGCAAAAGGUCCCCCCUCCCCCAAAGUCCUGAUCUUUGAGGCUCUUUUGGGCUUCCUUUUUUAUCUUUACUUUUCUACUGGGUUUUCUGAUUUGCCCAAGUGGGGGCUUUCUUUUUCACUUCUCGUUGCACUCUAUAUUGAUUUUUAGCGUCUGUGGGGUUCUUGGAUCCAAAUAGGUGGGUCUUUGUUUUUGGAGAUCUGUCAUUUCUCUUUACUUUGCUCUUAUCUUUGGGUCUUUUGGCGUUUGUUGUUGUGUAUUCAGAGCUAUGAAGAAUCUACAUUUAGAUUUUACCCUACUAUUGAUGGAUUUGGAGAUGGAAAUUGUUGGGGAUGUCAAUGAUGGUGGGAGUCACGCCGUGAAAUCGGGGGUUGAGUUGAGUUAUGGGUUUUUGUAAUCUGAUCUAUUUGACUGCAUUCCGUGGAUGGCCUCAAAAUCUGGUGCCGGAACUUCUCCGGAAAAGCAGAGAAAAUUAAUCGGUAGUCAAACAACAGAAAGGAAUUUCCGCAAGCCUCCACCUUUACAGAUUACAAAGACUCACAAAUCGGAGCCAGUGACACCAAGGAAAUUACCUAAGAAUGUGCAACUAGUCACGUUAAAGCAGGUUUCUGUCGAAACCAGGGUGGAAGAAAGAUCGCUGAGCUCUCAUCAAAAGGAGUCCAACAGUUAUUUAGCUGAGAGGUUAGAUUCGACGUUAUUAUUGGGUGAGCCAAAACAAGUGCCAGCUUAUGUAGUCUCCGUGGGGAAAGAGACUAAGGGCUCAGUUGAAGGUGGGGCUGAUCCAGAAAAGAAAACUUCUGAGCAAGGAAUUAGCCCAGUUUCAGCUAAAGUCAGUGAUGGAACCAGCAGUGUUGCCAAGACUAGUGGUAGUGCCAAAAUCAGCGAUCGAGCUGAUUUUGUUGAGAGCGGGAAGAGCAGUAUCUGUAGAGGCAGCACAAGCAGUGAUGUGAGUGAUGAAAGCACUUGUAGCAGCUUAAGUAGCAGCAUCAACAAGCCUCACAAGGCAAAUGACAUACAAUGGGAAGCAAUACAGGCUGUCCGAGCAAAAGUUGGCGUAUUGGGUAUGAGUCAUUUCAGACAUCUCAAGAAGUUGGGUUGUGGGGAUAUUGGAAGCGUGUAUCUUUCAGAGUUGGCUGGAACUAAGUGCCAUUUUGCACUGAAGAUUAUGGACAAAGCAUCAUUAGCAAGCCGGAAAAAACUGCUUCGGGCGCAGACAGAAAGAGAGAUACUACAGUCUUUAGACCAUCCUUUCCUCCCGACCUUAUAUACCCAUUUUGAGACGGAAAAGUUCUCAUGCUUGGUGAUGGAGUUCUGCCCUGGAGGCGACUUGCACACGCUUCGGCAGAGGCAGCCAGGGAAGUAUUUUUCUGAACAAGCAGUAAAGUUCUAUGUAGCAGAGGUUCUCCUCGCUCUGGAGUAUCUACACAUGCUUGGAAUUGUUUACCGUGAUCUCAAGCCAGAGAAUGUACUUGUGAGGGAUGAUGGCCACAUAAUGCUUUCUGACUUUGACCUUUCCCUCCGCUGUGCGUACAUCCCUACUCUAGUCAAGUCUUCUGCACCCGAAUCUGAACCUAUGCGCAAGAACCCAGUUUAUUGUGUCCAACCAGCUUGCAUCGAGCCCUCCUGUAUUCAACCAUCAUGCGUGGCGCCUACAACAUGUUUUGGGCCUCGUCUGUUUUCAAGCAAAUCUAAGAAAGACCGGAAACCCAAGAAUGAAAUGGGAAAUCAAGUCAGUCCAUUGCCAGAGCUUAUGGCAGAGCCGACCAAUGCCCGCUCAAUGUCAUUCGUAGGGACUCACGAGUAUUUGGCACCCGAAAUUAUCAAAGGUGAAGGGCACGGCAGUGCUGUUGAUUGGUGGACUUUUGGGAUCUUUCUCUACGAGCUCUUGUUUGGUAAGACUCCUUUCAAGGGAUCAGGGAACCGAGCAACCUUAUUCAAUGUUGUGGGUCAACCGCUGCGAUUCCCAGAGUCACCAGUGGUGAGUUUUUCAGCAAGGGAUCUGAUAAGAGGGUUACUAGUGAAAGAACCCCAACAUAGGCUGGCAUAUAAGCGAGGAGCAACAGAGAUUAAGCAACACCCCUUCUUUGAAGGCGUAAACUGGGCAUUGAUUCGGUGUGCUAGCCCACCCGAGAUCCCCAAACCAAUUGAGAUCGAGCGAAUUCCAGUCUCCACGGCAUCAACUAGUGACAAAGCUGCUCCCGCUGCUUGCCCUGAUCAAAAUUAUUUAGAAUUCGAUUUCUUUUAGUUACUUCAAGAACCAAUCUUUUUUCUUUUCCUUUUCCUCUUCUUUGUGAGAAACAUGUAGAUUUUUUGAGUUGUUGGUUAUUGGAAAAUCAAUCAGUUCUUUUUAAUCCCAUAAUGACAUUAUGUUUGAUAUUUUUAUGAA
Molecule: messenger RNA, 2596 nt
Organism: Carya illinoinensis
Lineage: Eukaryota; Viridiplantae; Streptophyta; Magnoliopsida; Fagales; Juglandaceae
Product: serine/threonine-protein kinase D6PK-like
Exons: 3
Coding region: 635-2455 (606 amino acids)
Biological process (GO): protein phosphorylation
Cellular component (GO): plasma membrane; cytoplasm; nucleus
Molecular function (GO): ATP binding; protein serine/threonine kinase activity
Source: RefSeq, a predicted model, not a curated record